Messenger RNA from Vigna angularis (adzuki bean), 717 nucleotides. RefSeq lists its product as uncharacterized. Bases 86 to 559 code for a protein of 157 amino acids. The record is from RefSeq and is a predicted model, not a curated record. Lineage: Eukaryota; Viridiplantae; Streptophyta; Magnoliopsida; Fabales; Fabaceae. The transcript has a single exon.
UAACAAACUAACAAUCCUUAAAUCCACAAGAAGGAAACGUACCUUAAAUCUCUCCCCUCCUAAACAAUCCAAUCCAUCUAUCCCGAUGGCUCUGAAAAUUCAGCUCACGUCCCCUUUUUUCUACUCCGCUUCGCCCGUCACUCUCUCCACCUACAAACUCACCACACGAAUCUCGUGCACCGCCGCUGGUGACGGCGGCAUCAGUGACGCGAGGCUAACGUCAGAGUUUGCGCUUAGGGUUGCGAGAAUGAACGCGCAUUCGUUGAAAGCGGAUGAGGCGAUGAGGAAGAGCAGAAAGCUCCUCUUCGGAGAGCUGUGCGAGUAUAUGUGCCUCAACGAAGAGAAGGCCCAAGAUAAAUGGAGCAGCAUGGAUGAAGACGAGAAAUUGGUUUUGGUGAAAGCUUUUCUUAAGGAGUGGGGUUCGCAUUUUCAUCCUUUGUCCGCCAGGUCCACUAAAGCGAUGUUGGAGGAAUAUCUGCUACAGGGGAACGCACCUCCCAAGUCUCCUAGUUCUUCCUCCUUCUUUUCGGGACUCAAUAGGAUUAUUGGUUUUCCGUAGACAGUUACUCCAUUUAGUUGGACUUCAUACUUCAAUUUGGUUCCUUGUAAUUUUCAUUUUCUCUUUCAAAAUAAACAAAUUGGGCAUGGGGUUGCAUGCCGUUAUAGAAGAAAUGUACGCCAUUCUUUAUGCAGUAAAAUUUGAAGGGUUAAAUGGUA